GUAGAACAAAAAUGAAGAUUGUAAGGAUAGUGAAAUCACCUUACCUUGUCAUAUGUUGCCUUCUCUUGAUCAUUCUUUGGUUAUUGUCUCAUCAUGAUCAUAAUCAUCACUCUUGUGCUCCAUACAUGAAUACUAUCAGAGGAACACAAUUCUCGCAUCUUCAACCUGAAUCUUCAGGCUUAUCGAGUCUACUUAAAGAAGCAGCUACAGAAGACAAGAUAGUGAUUAUUACCAUGGUCGAUCGAGAAUGGGCAAAACCUGACUCUAUUCUUGAUCUAUUCCUGGAGAGUGUACGGAUUGGAGAAAGAACCAAACACUUGCUAAACCAUUUGAUCGUUGUGGCUUUAGAUGAUCAAGCUCUUCGAUAUUGUCUUCGUGCCCACCCACAUUGUUACCUUCAUAGAUAUUCUAGAAAAAAAUCAGAAUCUUUAAAACCAGAUGGUCUUGUUACCGGUUGGAACAAGAAGUCUUUGGUUAAAGAGAUCUUAGAACUCGGCUACCACAUAAUGUUCACCGAAGCAGAUGUGAUGUGGCUAAGAAAUCCUCUAAUGCACUGCAACCCACAAAAUGCAAUAUCAGUGGCUUGCGGGAACUCAUUAAUUGAUCAUCAACAUGAUCAUUUAACAACGGAAAACACAGGAGGUUUCUUCUAUGCCAAGUCCAAUGAUAUAACCAUAGACAUGUUUAAUAUCUUGAACGUAGAAAGGGUUUUGUAUCCUGCAACUGGAAACCAAUCCUUGUGUGAUAUUGUCAAGCGCGAAGAUGUAAUCAAAGCCCUUGAUAAGAAAGUCACCUUCUUGGAUGAUGCUAACUUUGGGAAGUUUUGUCAACCAAAUCCGCAAGAUCAAAGCAAGAUAACAACAGUCCAUGCAAGUUGUUGUCAUGAUACAAAGAGUAAGGUGCGUUACCUAAAGCUACUUCUCCAGGACCGGAAAAAUAUGAAUCCGCAAUGGAUUAUUCCAAGCCAGUUAUGCAGAUGAUUUUAUUCGUUACAAUUUUUUUUAACAUAUGUAUAACAUUUUGUACAACAUG
Messenger RNA from Arabidopsis thaliana (thale cress), 1032 nucleotides. RefSeq names its product Nucleotide-diphospho-sugar transferase family protein. The transcript is spliced from 3 exons. The record is from RefSeq and is marked reviewed. NCBI's taxonomy places the organism in Eukaryota, Viridiplantae, Streptophyta, Magnoliopsida, Brassicales, Brassicaceae. The coding region runs from base 12 to 980 and encodes 322 amino acids.